This is a messenger RNA of Larimichthys crocea (large yellow croaker), 1963 nucleotides long. RefSeq lists its product as uncharacterized. The transcript has 5 exons. The coding region runs from base 138 to 1295 and encodes 385 amino acids. The record is from RefSeq and is a predicted model, not a curated record. Lineage: Eukaryota; Metazoa; Chordata; Actinopteri; Sciaenidae.
GCUGUAAUGUGGUGUUGGUGUACCAGAGGCGCUGUGGCUGCCAAACAGACAUCCGCUGACAGGCACCGAAGAAGCGGACGACGCAGGAAGCAAACCGCCUCUCUGGUGGAUGAUCCUGUCGCUGACAUCAACACAAGAUGAAUGUGCUCAAAAACACAAUUUUACAUCCACACCUGCGCGACGAGGAGGCUGCGGUGGUGGAAAACGCCAUCCGGCUGGCGAUAGACUCGGUGAUAAACGUGCUGUGCGGUGUCAACAGUGCCAAGACGCAUGAGCACCGCCGGAUGGUGGCCGACAGGGACAAAGAGAUCCAGCGGCUGGAGUGCAGGCUGAAGGAGAUUGAACACGAGCUGCAGGUGCUUCGCAGACAUGGAUGUACCUGCGGGUCACAGCCCAACACCUGUGACCCGCACAGGGGGGAGCAGAGCGGGUUUGAACCGGGCGGAGAGAUCAGCGCAGCGCAGCAGCAGCAGGAGUGUGAGAUGAGCAUCUCGUUGGGUCUUUUUGCAAGACCACCAUCACACAUCUCCUCCCAAAGCCUCGAGUCGGCUCUUCCGUCGUCCCCCAGCAGAAUGGGUCUGGACCAGAGCUGCACCUCGCACUUCUCAGAGUCUUCGGGUGUGUCGGAGACAGCCAAUAAUCUGUCCCAAUCCCCGAGCGGCAUCGUCGUCAAAGAGGAGCCGUGUGAAAUCGACGCAGUCUUAAUCAAGUGGGAAAUGAGUGAAGAGAGAUUCGGGGAGCAUCAGGAGAGCUCAGGCAGUCCUUGUCAGGACACAGAGAGCUUUGGUGUAAAAGAAAGGUUUAAGGAGAAACCUCAUGCAGACCCAGAUGGACCUCACUUCACCGAGGGAGAAAACCUGAGGAACAAGAAGAAGACCGUGCCGAUGUCCGAGCUGCCGGAGGAGACGCAGAGACUAAAGAGGGCAGCCUGGAGAGCAGCAUCCAAGCGGUACUACGCCCGAAAAAUAGCCCGCCAACAGGCAAGCUCCUCACGCCCUGGCCCUUUUCCGCACAUUACAGACUCCAGGUUCACACAACCCAUCACUUUAGUGGAUAAAAGAAGGAGGACGACGACGAGGAUGAUAUCAGAGUUGACUGACGAGUCUCAGACUCUGCAGAGGGAGGCCUGGAGAGCCGCGUCCAGGAGGUACUACGCACGGAAAAAAAUCGCUCACCACCGGGAUGAGUCCAUGCAGUACAUGCACCUGCUGCAGAACAUAGAGCCGUCUGAUGAAACACUGGGACCAAACAGAGGAGGAUCCCACACCAACAGUGGGGGAAUAAUGUGCAGCUGAUAGACAGUGACGCUUGGGGAUUUUAAUUCUGCAUAUGUUCAUCGUCGUGUUACGUAAAAACACUGGACCAUGUGAAUGUUUGUGAGGUUUCUUUGGGUUGAUUUGUAUUGGUGAGGUUUGUCCGAUGGGCUCCAAAACAUAAUGUUUUCAAUGAAACAUUUAUUUUGAUGUGUUUCUUUAUAGUUUUAUGCAAAUAACCUCCCUGAGAACUGCAGUCAUGUCACUUUGGUUUUGAUUUCUCACACUUUUUUUUUACUCUCUUUCUUCACUGCAUCGCAUGCGUGUACAAACACUAACAGCCAAUGAAGACCGAGUAAAAGCAUCAGAGGCAUUAUUAUUAUUCUAAAGCUAUUGUACAGCAUUACUCAUGUACCAAUGCAGCGCCCCUGGAGUCUAACGUCUGUAACUACAAUCCAGGCAUCUUUUAAUGAUUCUGUUAUGAGCUCAACAUCUCUAAUUCUCCUGAUAGAUGAAGAGUUACCAGUUGAAUUCUCAUUGGUGAGACUUAAAAAUGUUUUUUUUUGUUCUUUUUUUCUUGAAACAUGAUGAAUAAUAAAGACAAUUUAAAUACAACUGUGGCACUGUGUUUCUCUCGCCUUUGUCUAAAUUUGUCUUUUAACAGUUUCAUGUGUUUUUUUUUAAAUCAGACGUUCAUGUAAACUUGAACU